Lagenorhynchus albirostris (white-beaked dolphin) is the source of this 1684-nucleotide messenger RNA. RefSeq names its product NK2 homeobox 2 (gene NKX2-2). Gene Ontology annotation, biological process: regulation of transcription by RNA polymerase II; cell differentiation. Gene Ontology annotation, molecular function: RNA polymerase II cis-regulatory region sequence-specific DNA binding; DNA-binding transcription factor activity, RNA polymerase II-specific. Gene Ontology annotation, cellular component: nucleus. The record is from RefSeq and is a predicted model, not a curated record. Bases 1 to 822 code for a protein of 273 amino acids. The transcript is spliced from 2 exons. NCBI's taxonomy places the organism in Eukaryota, Metazoa, Chordata, Mammalia, Artiodactyla, Delphinidae.
AUGUCGCUGACCAACACAAAGACGGGGUUUUCGGUCAAGGACAUCUUGGACCUACCGGACACCAACGAUGAGGAGGGCUCGGUGGCCGAAGGGCCAGAGGAGGAGAGCGAGGGGCCGGAGCCCGCCAAGAGGGCCGGGCCGCUGGGGCAGGGCGCCCUGGACACGGUGCAGAGCCUGCCCCUAAAGAACCCCUUCUACGACAGCAGCGACAACCCGUACACGCGCUGGCUGGCCAGCACCGAGGGCCUCCAGUACUCCCUGCAUGGGCUGGCAGCCGGCGCGGCGCCCCAGGACUCGAGUUCCAAGUCUCCGGAGCCCUCGGCCGACGAGUCACCGGACAAUGACAAGGAGACCCCCGGCGGCGGAGGGGACGCCGGCAAGAAGCGGAAGCGGCGGGUGCUCUUCUCCAAGGCGCAGACCUACGAGCUGGAGCGGCGCUUCCGGCAGCAGCGGUACCUGUCGGCGCCAGAGCGCGAACACCUGGCCAGCCUCAUCCGCCUCACGCCCACGCAGGUCAAGAUCUGGUUCCAGAACCACCGCUACAAGAUGAAGCGCGCCCGGGCAGAGAAAGGUAUGGAGGUGACGCCCCUGCCCUCGCCGCGCCGGGUGGCCGUGCCCGUUUUGGUCAGGGACGGCAAACCGUGCCACGCGCUCAAAGCCCAGGACCUGGCAGCUGCCACCUUCCAGGCGGGCAUCCCCUUUUCGGCCUACAGCGCGCAGUCUCUGCAACACAUGCAGUACAACGCCCAGUACAGCUCGGCCGGCACCCCCCAGUACCCGACAGCACACCCCCUGGUCCAGGCCCAGCAGUGGACUUGGUGAGCGUCGCCCCUCCGAGACUCUCGGCCCCAGGCCCAGGCCCCACCCCAGCGGCGGAGGCGAGGAGGACUCGGCCCUUACAGUGGUUAUUAUAUUAUUAUAAUUAUUAUUCUGGAGUCGAGUUGACUCUUGGCUCCGUUGGGGAGGCGCCAGGAGGUUGCUGCACCUCCUUGGAGAGGCAGAUUCCACCCCCCAGCUCCGCCCCAUCCCUCUCUCCGUUUGAACCUUUGGAGACGGCUGAACCGUAAGCCGAGUUUACAGAAUGUUUGCGCAGCUUCGCUUCUCUGCCUCUCCCCGGGGACCGAAUGGUCCCAGCGUUAACGUCCUCACCUGAGAAGGAGUAAAAGACCCCCCCCCGCCCCGCUUUUGUGAAUUUUGUAAAAUAUGUUUGUGUGAGUAGCGAUAUUGUCAGCCGUCUUCUUCUGAAGCAAGUGGAGAACACUUUAAAAAUAUAGAGGAUUUUUUUUCUCCAUUUUUUUUAAAGUAAGAAAAUGCUAAAUAUUUAUGGCCAUGUAAACGUUCUGACAACUGGUGGCAGAUUUCGCUUUUCGUUGUAAAUAUCGGUGGUGAUUGUUGCCAAAAUGACCUUCAGGAAGGGCCUGUACCCCUCAGGGCCCAACUCCUUUCUUCGUGGUUUGUUUUGGUUUGCUUAUACUUGGUUACCCCUGCUUUCUUCUCUUCUUUUUUUAUUUUGUUCAGUGCAAACAUUUCUCAAAUAUGAAAAAGGAAAAAUGUGUAGGCGAGCGAGAAGCCCCCUGCCCCAUCCUCCGGGUCCUGAGCCCCGGAACUUGGAGCUCAGCUGUUCCGUGCGGUUCCCCAAGAGCGCCGGGCGCUGAAAGCUUUCAAUUUUUUUAAAUAAGAAUUU